AGUUUUUAAUCACAUUUUCAACUGGGUGCAGCUGCAAUGGAGAUUUCUGGUUAUAUUAUUGCGAUGACUCUAGCUCAUACUGCUUUAUUUGGUUCGUUAAUGGCUGCCGCAGCUUCCAUAGACUUGUCAACUGCAGUUCUCAUCAGGGUGGAUCAGUCUGGUAAAGGAGAUUUCAAGAAAAUACAAGACGCAAUAGACUCAGUUCCUCCAAAUAACUCUCAGCUGGUUUUCAUUUCGGUGAAGCCAGGAGUCUACAGAGAAAAGGUGGUAGUGCCCGCUGAUAAGCCCUUCAUAACACUGAGUGGCACAAAGGCUUCAAACACCAUAAUCACAUGGAGCGAUGGAGGCAACAUUUUUGAGUCUCCAACGUUUUCUGUACUGGCUUCUGAUUUUGUCGGCCGAUUUCUCACUAUCCAGAACACAUAUGGGAGUGGUGAUAAAGCUGUAGCACUGAGGGUAUCAGGAGAUAGAGCAGCAUUCUAUGGUUGCAGGAUUCUCUCAUAUCAAGACACCCUCUUAGAUGACACAGGAUCACACUAUUAUAGCAAUUGCUAUAUUGAAGGAGCUACUGAUUUCAUAUGUGGCAGUGCUGCUUCAAUCUUUGAAAGUUGCCAUGUGCAUUCAAUUUCCAAAAACAAUGGAUCAAUAACAGCUCAACACAGAGACUCACCAACUCAGAAUAGUGGCUUCACUUUCCUGGGUUGCAAGAUCACCGGCACCGGAAGUGCAUAUCUAGGCAGGCCAUGGGGUGAUUAUUCUACAGUGGUGUUUGCCCUUUCUUACAUGUCUAGUGCAAUAGUGCCUGCCGGAUGGGAUAGUUGGGCUUCCCAAACCAAGCAAAGUACGGUGUUCUAUGCCGAAUACAAAUGCUAUGGUCCGGGAGCUAACAGAGUUCAGAGGGUUGAAUGGUCACAGAGCUUGUCCAAAGAAGAGGCUGCACCCUUCUUAACCAAGGCCAUGAUUGGUGGGCAAAGUUGGCUUAGGGGUGCACCAACCUACUUUAGAAGAAGCUCUACAAUUGUCAAGAGUCAUUCUGGGAAUAAUUAGAAAAAUUUCACACUUUUGAUUGCUUCUAUUCUCUCAGUAUAUAAUGUUUAUUUAUUUAUUAUUUUUUUAAUAUAAUUUUUCUGUAGAUAUUCAUUCAUUUAUUAGCCCUCUUCAUGAAAGGGGGCAAAGAGAUGUAUCAGCUCAUAUUUUCCUCAAAAAAUUAAUUUAUAUAUGUAAAUACAUAUUUAUAAAAUGAAAUGAAUUCUUUCC
This is a messenger RNA of Manihot esculenta (cassava), 1257 nucleotides long. Its product is annotated as putative pectinesterase 11. Gene Ontology annotation, molecular function: pectinesterase activity. The transcript is spliced from 5 exons. Lineage: Eukaryota; Viridiplantae; Streptophyta; Magnoliopsida; Malpighiales; Euphorbiaceae. Bases 37 to 1047 code for a protein of 336 amino acids. Gene Ontology annotation, biological process: cell wall modification. The record is from RefSeq and is a predicted model, not a curated record.